AUGGCUCCUACAAAGAAGAUGCGCCGUUUACCACCACCGAAGAGGGCAUUACUUGAACCCUACUCAUCCUCGACCGAUACAUGUACACCUUAUCCGGAAGGUCUUGCAGCAGAUGGAUUUGAGCCUAUUGGACCAUCUCUGUCUCAAAUUAAUGUGUUGUCAGGAUCUGAGACUAUUGCACCAACGCCGUCUCAAACUAAUGCACCACAUGGAUUUGAGAUUUGUGAAGCAUCUCUGUCUGAAACGCAGGCACCAUCUCCUCAAAGUCAAACAAGUGGCGCAGGUGCAUCUUCAUCAAGGCGAGUGCGGGGACCAACAGUUGGAAAAGCAAUAGCAACAAGAGUGUGCUAG
Messenger RNA from Camellia sinensis, 351 nucleotides. The record is from RefSeq and is a predicted model, not a curated record. NCBI's taxonomy places the organism in Eukaryota, Viridiplantae, Streptophyta, Magnoliopsida, Ericales, Theaceae.